UGUAGGAGAAGGGGCGAGGCCGGCGGCGGUCCGAAGCCCGGCGGGCGGGGCCGGGAAGGGGAGGUGUAGGGGGCCGGACGGGGCGGAGCAGGCGGCCUUUGCGGCCGGCGCUGGGGCGGAGAGUUUGCGCCGGUCCCUGGGCCUGAGCUCCGGCUCGGGCUGGGGCGCCUGCGAUGUCUCAAGAUGGCGGAGCUGGGCGAGUUAAAGCACAUGGUGAUGAGCUUCCGAGUGUCUGAGCUCCAGGUGCUCCUUGGCUUCGCUGGCAGGAACAAGAGUGGGCGGAAACACGAGCUGCUGGCCAAGGCCCUGCACCUCCUCAAGUCUAGCUGCGCCCCCAGUGUCCAGAUGAAGAUCAAAGAACUUUACCGCAGGCGUUUUCCCCGGAAGACCCUGGGGCCUUCCGAUCUUUCCUUGCUCUCUUUGCCCCCUGGCACGUCUCCUGUAGGCUCCCCUGGUCCCCUUGCUCCCAUCCCUCCCACCCUUCUGACCCCUGGCACCUUGCUGGGCCCAAAGCGUGAAGUGGACAUGCACCCUCCUCUGCCCCAGCCUGUGCACCCCGAUGUCACCAUGAAACCACUGCCCUUCUAUGAAGUCUACGGGGAGCUCAUCCGGCCCACUACCCUUGCCUCUACCUCCAGCCAGAGGUUCGAGGAAGCCCACUUUACCUUUGCGCUCACUCCACAGCAGCUGCAGCAGAUUCUCACAUCCAGGGAGGUUCUGCCAGGAGCCAAGUGCGAUUAUACCAUCCAAGUGCAGCUCAGGUUCUGUCUCUGUGAGACCAGCUGCCCCCAGGAAGACUAUUUCCCCCCUAACCUCUUUGUUAAGGUUAACGGGAAACUCUGCCCCCUGCCGGGUUACCUCCCUCCAACCAAGAACGGAGCUGAGCCCAAGAGGCCCAGCCGUCCGAUCAACAUCACACCCCUGGCUCGACUCUCAGCCACUGUUCCCAACACCAUCGUGGUUAAUUGGUCAUCUGAGUUUGGACGGAAUUACUCUCUGUCCGUGUACCUGGUGAGGCAGUUGACUGCAGGGACCCUUCUACAAAAGCUCAGAGCCAAGGGUAUCCGGAAUCCAGACCAUUCCAGGGCACUGAUCAAGGAGAAAUUGACCGCUGACCCUGACAGUGAAGUGGCUACUACAAGUCUCCGGGUGUCACUCAUGUGCCCGUUAGGGAAGAUGCGCCUGACUGUCCCGUGCCGCGCCCUCACCUGUGCCCAUCUGCAGAGUUUCGAUGCUGCCCUUUAUCUACAGAUGAAUGAGAAGAAGCCAACAUGGACGUGCCCUGUGUGUGACAAGAAGGCUCCCUAUGAGUCGCUGAUUAUUGAUGGUUUAUUCAUGGAAAUUCUUAAUUCCUGUUCGGAUUGUGAUGAGAUCCAGUUCAUGGAAGAUGGAUCCUGGUGUCCAAUGAAACCCAAGAAGGAGGCAUCAGAGGUUUGCCCCCCACCAGGGUAUGGGCUGGAUGGUCUCCAGUAUAGCCCAGUCCAGGAGGGAAAUCAGUCAGAGAAUAAGAAGAGGGUUGAAGUCAUUGACUUGACAAUCGAAAGCUCAUCAGAUGAGGAAGAUCUGCCCCCCACCAAGAAGCACUGCCCUGUUACCUUGGCUGCCAUCCCAGCCCUUCCGGGAAGCAAAGGAGCCCUGACCUCUGCUCACCAGCCAUCCUCGGUGCUGCGGAGCCCUGCAAUGGGCACCCUGGGCAGUGACUUCCUGUCUAGUCUCCCGCUACAUGAGUACCCACCUGCCUUCUCACUGGGGGCUGACAUCCAAGGUUUAGAUCUAUUUUCUUUCCUUCAGACUGAGAGUCAGCACUACGGCCCUUCAGUUAUCACUUCGCUAGAUGAACAGGACACCCUUGGCCACUUCUUCCAGUACCGGGGAACCCCUUCCCACUUCCUGGGCCCACUGGCCCCCACGUUGGGAAGCUCUCACCGCAGCUCCACUCCAGCACCCCAUCCUGGUCGUGUCAGCAGCAUUGUGGCUCCUGGGAGUUCCUUGAGGGAAGGGCAUGGAGGACCUGUGCCUUCAGCUCCCUCUUUGACUGGCUGUCGGUCAGAUGUCAUUUCCUUGGACUGAGUUAUUUGGAUUACGAAACCAAUCUCCAUUGGCCCCAGCACUGAGCAGAUACGAUGUGGGUUCCCAAUCCCUGGCUGCUCUGAUCCCUCCGGGGAUCAUUGGCCAAAUGCCAGGCCAAACCUUCAUGGAUACCUGCUUUUGGCCUUAUCACUGCCUAACAGGCUAGUACUCACAGGGUUAACAUUUAACCUUUUUAAAAAGGACAUUGGGGUCUGUUUUUAGAAGUGUUCUUUGAUGGUGGCACAUUCCUUUGGGUAUGGUAACCUAGGCAGUGGGAGGCAGAUGGGACUGAGGGAUGAGGGGUCCUCAUCCUUACCAGAUCUCCAGCCUCCUGGGGAAGGGCACGUUCCUGCCCCCUCCCCCAAGACUCCUUUCCCUAUCCAAACCCAAACAUCUGGUCUUUUACAUCCAUUCCAUUCUCUUUGGCCAUACAGUCAUGUGGUAGGUCAGAGAUGGACAGAGAACUCUAUUUUGGGUUGCAGACUUCUUUUUUUGUACAUAAAUAAGAAACCCCCAAAGUAUCCAAAGAUGACUUCCCUUGCCUUUUACUUCCCAGUGUGACUCGAGGAGGAAGCAAGGCCUUAGUUGUGAUUCCCAGGGGUUCGGGGAGCAGGGCGUAGCCUGUCUACUGCCUGGGUGUCUCUAUUUAUAUAUUUAAGUUCACAAUGUUUUCAUGCUAAAAAGCCAAGGGCCUAAGCUUCUAGUGACCUGUGUUCAGGCCUAGAUGAUCCUUGCACCUUCUGUGGGACAUGGGGGUUCAGUGUUCUCCUUCCCCAUACUCAGGCCCCUUCAGGGCCAAGGCCCUAUGAUGUGAUUUUUCUUCUUAUGCCCAGAGUUGUAGCAGAGUUCUCACCUAUAAUAAAGGUUGUGAAUGUUCUGUGAGCGUCACGGAGGGGAAGAGAUGUUGUAUCUCACUUUCCAGACCCAGGGUUUAUGGGGUAGAGGGUCCAUGUUCCAUCCUUUCACUUAAAAACAAACAAACAAACCA
Molecule: messenger RNA, 3058 nt
Organism: Mastomys coucha (southern multimammate mouse)
Lineage: Eukaryota; Metazoa; Chordata; Mammalia; Rodentia; Muridae
Gene: Pias3
Product: protein inhibitor of activated STAT 3
Exons: 14
Coding region: 184-2070 (628 amino acids)
Biological process (GO): protein sumoylation; regulation of transcription by RNA polymerase II
Molecular function (GO): transcription coregulator activity; SUMO ligase activity; zinc ion binding
Source: RefSeq, a predicted model, not a curated record